UGCUUCGAUUAAAUCCGAUUCUGUCUAGGUCUCCUCUUCUUUACCUUCACAAAAACUCAAUUCUCUCUGCGUCUACCUACCUUACCUACAGAGAGACUAUUGAUCGGAGACGUUAUUAUCAUCAUCUCGCAACCCGGAGGUCGUCGGAAACCAAAACUCUUCAAUCUCGGAAAAUCCGAGGGGGCUUUUGUUCCUUUUGAUGGAAGAUAGUGUGGUGGAUGAUGUGAUAAAGAGGUUAUUGGGUGCCAAAAACGGCAAGACGACGAAGCAGGUGCAGUUGACGGACGACGAGAUCAAACACCUCUGCUCCACCGCCAAGCAAAUCUUCCUCAGUCAACCUAAUCUCCUCGAACUCGAGGCUCCCAUCAAGAUUUGUGGAGAUACACAUGGACAGUUCUCAGAUCUCUUGAGGCUGUUUGAGUACGGUGGCUACCCACCUGCUGCGAACUAUCUCUUCCUCGGGGACUACGUAGACCGUGGCAAGCAGAGCGUUGAGACCAUAUGCCUCCUCCUCGCCUACAAGAUCAAAUACAAAGAGAACUUCUUCCUCUUGCGUGGGAACCAUGAGUGCGCUUCUAUAAACCGUAUCUACGGGUUCUACGACGAGUGCAAGAAGAGAUAUAGCGUUAAAGUGUGGAAGGUGUUCACCGACUGUUUUAACUGUCUCCCUGUUGCUGCUCUCAUCGAUGAGAAGAUACUGUGUAUGCACGGUGGGUUGUCCCCUGAGUUGAAGCAUUUGGAUGAGAUCAGGAACAUUGCUCGUCCUAUCGAUAUUCCUGAUCAUGGGUUGUUGUGUGAUCUGUUGUGGUCUGAUCCGGACAAGGAUAUUGAAGGGUGGGGAGAGAAUGACAGGGGGGUUUCUUAUACCUUUGGGGUUGAUAAGGUUGAGGAGUUUCUUCAAAAGCAUGACCUUGACCUAAUCUGCAGAGCUCAUCAGGUUGUGGAAGAUGGGUAUGAGUUCUUUGCAAACAGGCAGCUAGUUACGAUAUUCUCGGCACCAAACUACUGUGGAGAGUUUGACAAUGCAGGUGCGAUGAUGAGCGUGGAUGAUUCCUUGACAUGCUCUUUUCAAAUCCUUAAAGCUUCUGAAAAGAAAGGAAACUUCGGGUUUGGCAAGAAUGGUAGGCGAGGAACCCCACCUCGCAAGGGUGGUGGAAAAGGUUGAAAGACAAAAUCAUGUUUCCUGGCUCAAGACACUUUGCUGCUUGAGCUGAAUGUUAUUAAUCAUCAAUCAAACUGUCAUCUUCUUCUGCUCUGGAUCACUUAUGGCAAAAGGGUUAUUCCUAUCUUUUCCCUCACCGAGUGAAUAUGAAAUUUCUGACUAUAUAAAUCUUUGUAUCUUUGAGUGAAUCUUAGAUAUUAUCUGUGAGAUACACUGUUGUUUCUUUUCCUUAAAACAUUUAAUGAAAACCCUGAUGUUCUCCUGUGA
This is a messenger RNA of Raphanus sativus (radish), 1429 nucleotides long. Its product is annotated as serine/threonine-protein phosphatase PP1 isozyme 3. NCBI's taxonomy places the organism in Eukaryota, Viridiplantae, Streptophyta, Magnoliopsida, Brassicales, Brassicaceae. The transcript is spliced from 4 exons. The record is from RefSeq and is a predicted model, not a curated record. Gene Ontology annotation, molecular function: protein serine/threonine phosphatase activity. Gene Ontology annotation, cellular component: nucleus; cytoplasm. The coding region runs from base 200 to 1165 and encodes 321 amino acids.